This is a messenger RNA of Mycotypha africana, 1210 nucleotides long. Its product is annotated as glyceraldehyde-3-phosphate dehydrogenase 1. Gene Ontology annotation, biological process: glucose metabolic process. The transcript has 2 exons. The coding region runs from base 36 to 1049 and encodes 337 amino acids. The record is from RefSeq and is a predicted model, not a curated record. Lineage: Eukaryota; Fungi; Mucoromycota; Mucoromycetes; Mucorales; Mycotyphaceae. Gene Ontology annotation, molecular function: NAD binding; oxidoreductase activity, acting on the aldehyde or oxo group of donors, NAD or NADP as acceptor; NADP binding.
CCUUCAGAUAAAUUCUAUAUAUUUAUUAAUUCACAAUGGUUGUCAAAGUCGGUAUUAACGGUUUCGGUCGUAUUGGUCGUAUUGUCCUCCGUGCCUCCAUGGACAACAAGAAUGUCCAAGUCACUGCCAUCAACGAUCCUUUCAUCCCUCUUGAAUACAUGGUCUACAUGUUGAAGUACGAUACCGUCCACGGUCGUUUCCCCGGUUCCGUUGAAGUCAAGAACGGUAAGCUCGUUGUCAACGGUAACGAAAUCUCCGUCCACACCGAACGUGAUCCCUCCAACAUUCCUUGGGCCAAGGAUGGUGCUGACUACGUUGUUGAAUCCACUGGUGUCUUCACCAAGAUCGAAGGUGCCUCUGCUCACUUGAAGGGUGGUGCCAAGAAGGUCAUCAUCUCUGCUCCCUCUGCUGAUGCCCCUAUGUUCGUCUGUGGUGUCAACUUGGAUGCCUACAAGUCUGAAUACCAAAUCAUCUCCAACGCCUCUUGUACCACCAACUGUUUGGCCCCUCUUGCCAAGGUUAUCAACGAUAACUUUGGUAUCAAGGAAGGUUUGAUGACCACUGUCCACGCUACCACUGCUACCCAAAAGACUGUUGACGGUCCCUCUCAAAAGGACUGGCGUGGUGGUCGUGCCGCUGCCGGUAACAUCAUCCCCUCUUCCACUGGUGCUGCCAAGGCUGUCGGUAAGGUCAUUCCUUCUCUCAACGGUAAGCUCACUGGUAUGGCUUUCCGUGUCCCUACUCUCGAUGUCUCCGUUGUUGAUCUUACUGUCAACCUCGAAAAGGAAACCACCUACGAAGAAAUCAAGGCUGCCGUCAAGAAGGCCUCUGAAAACGAAAUGAAGGGUGUCCUCGGUUACACUGAAGAUGCUGUCGUCUCCUCUGACUUCUACGGUGAAAAGUGCUCUUCCGUCUUCGAUGCUGCUGCCGGUAUCCAACUCACCCCCACCUUCGUCAAGCUCGUCUCUUGGUACGAUAACGAAUACGGUUACUCCAACCGUGUCGUCGAUCUCCUUGUCCACGCUGCCAAGGUUGAUGGUGCUCUUUAAAUAACUUGAACCUCAUUUAAAUCAUCAUUUUCUUUAAUCCUCUGUGCAUAUAAUUAAAUUCAUCCAAUAUAUAUAUGUAUAUAUAUAAAUAAAGCUUCAUAUCAAUAAAAAAAAGAGAGCAGAAUCCUUUCUUCUGUUCUUUUUUUUGUUUCAAUCUGUAA